AUGAAGAGGAUCCAAAAAUUUCAAGCCCAUAUUCAAUCCAUAAUCCAUGCAUUUGCGUAUAGAGCAAAUCAUGACGCAAAUUUUUUAACCGCUAUGGCUGAAGAGAAAAACGGUAGAUAUUAUUAUAUUGACUCCUCCCCUUUUAAAUUUGAGCAAAGCAUCGGUAAAAUUUGCAUUUUUUGAUUAUUUUAACUCCUUUUAAAUUGGAGCAAAUUUGUUUUCAAUAUGAAAUUUUAAUGACGAAAAUUCUAUUUUUUUAUAAAAUUAGUUUUAACCUAAUACAGACAAAAUGCAGAGAAUGUUGUUUUAAACAGUUUUUUAUAAAAAUAAAUUAAAUUUCUAAGUAUUGCACUCAAUUUAUGUUUCUUAAAUUUUUUUAAAACUUUUUUAUAUAGAGAGAUUUAAAUAUAAGUUUUGUUUUUAAAAUAAAUUAACCCCUCUUUAAUUUAGAACAGGAAUUUUUUGUUCGAAUUUAAAGAAGGGUAGUUAGAAAGAAGAUUCUACACCACAAGCUUUUUCUGAUUGUCUAAACAGCUUAAUUUCUGUUAUUGCAAACCAUAUUCAAGUUCAAAUUCAAACUCAAGCAUGUGAUAUUCCAUUUGCAUUGGGGAGAAUUUAUAGUGAAGCUUGUGAUAGCAGCUUUAAAAUGCCCCUGUGCUGUCUGGAAGUAAAAAUGAAACAAUUUUUACUCUUAAUUUCCAGCCAUGCCAAAUUAAUUCCCAGAUAA
Molecule: messenger RNA, 727 nt
Organism: Blepharisma stoltei
Lineage: Eukaryota; Ciliophora; Heterotrichea; Heterotrichida; Blepharismidae
Source: the annotation of a GenBank genome assembly